Molecule: messenger RNA, 552 nt
Organism: Rotaria sordida
Lineage: Eukaryota; Metazoa; Rotifera; Eurotatoria; Philodinida; Philodinidae
Source: the annotation of a GenBank genome assembly
AUGCUCAAUAUAUUUAGUAUCAAACAAUCACGCUCUGGUGAUGGAGCAUCAAGCGAUACUGGUAUGAAAAAAACAUCAGCUGCUCUACUACGUGUUACCAAAGAUCUAAGCGAAUUAGGUACAUUACCACCAACAUGUCAAGUAACAUAUCCAAAUAAAGAUGAUCUUCUUCAUUUUACACUUACAAUCAUACCUGAUGAUGGUUUUUAUAAAGGUGGUCGAUUUAUAUUUUCAUUUACAAUUGAAUCUGAAUAUCCUCAUACACCACCUAAAGUAAAAUGUACACAAAAAAUUUAUCAUCCAAAUAUUGAUCUUGAAGGAAAUGUUUGUUUAAAUAUUCUUCGAGAAGAUUGGAAACCUGUAUUAACAAUUUUAUCUGUUAUUCUUGGCAUGGGUUUUCUUUUUUCUGAACCAAAUCCUGAUGAUCCAUUAAAUAAAGAAGCAGCUGAAGUUUUAAAAACAAAUGUAAACACAUUUCGAUCAAAUGUUACAAAAACAAUGGCAGGUGGAACAUUAAAUGGUGUUCAAUUUGAUCGUGUACUCAUUCGAUAA